This is a messenger RNA of Trametes versicolor FP-101664 SS1, 2845 nucleotides long. RefSeq lists its product as uncharacterized. NCBI's taxonomy places the organism in Eukaryota, Fungi, Basidiomycota, Agaricomycetes, Polyporales, Polyporaceae. The annotation marks the transcript as partial. The transcript is spliced from 4 exons. The record is from RefSeq and is a predicted model, not a curated record.
GGCGAAGCUCGCGAAUGCGCUCGGUGUGUCAACACCAGUUCCUGCUAUCUAUUCCGUCUCCUCCCCUUCUCCCAGCUAUGCCCCUUCGCCGAUCGUACCGAGCACCGCUGCCUCCUCCGCUUUCGACUUCAGGCGGUCCCCCACCCCGUCUGCAGCAUCCGGGCACACGUACACGCCAGCCACGCAGACCUCCAAGUAUCUUCUUCAUGUCAUGCCGCCAAAUCAUCUGCCCCACGAGUCUGAGACCUCUUACGACAACGAACUCCUUCCACCACCUCCGACGGCCUCAGGUUAUCACGCGCAGUUCCGACGAGGUAUCCUGGUCCCUGUCUACCCCACGCUCCAAAGCCAGCUCGCCGCCAUUGCGAAGGAGUACGCGCUUCCGAGUACAGUUGGCCUCGUCCUGUACUUGAUCAACUCCUCUUCCGCGGCGCAAGCCAGCAUGCGGCUGGGCAACAUGGUCGAAGACGAACAAGACGUCCCUGGUCCGAGACUUUCCGAGGAUAUUUGGAGACACAUAUGGGUGCGUGUCCUGAAGGCGGAACGCGAAGACAUGCCUUCCUCGGCUGUGCGCACGAAGGGUCUCGGAUUUGGCACUCCGGCCGCCCAGUCUUCGCCCUCCCUGCUGCAAGAUGUAAUGUCCAACCAGAACAGUUUGCGGCCACUCCUUUCCCCCAUGAGGACGGAAACGCCGCAGCUGAUAACGCCGUCGCCUUCUACCACCGCGUCGCACUCCGCGAUCUCGUCCCGGUCAGAUCUUGAUUCUCCAGAGUCGACGACGUCUGUAUCAGACGGAGACGGUGGUAACGGGGACGACGUGUCGCUUCCAGGGCUACACUCGCCUGCGCUGAUUCCUAUCUUGGCGAAGGUGGAGUUCGACAUCGACAAGCGGAAAGCGACGUGGUACGAUCGGUGGAAGCGGAGCAGGCGCUCACAACACGCCAAACGCGCGGAGAGUAGGUUGGAUGUGCAGAGGCGGGCAGCGUCACGAGCGGGCGACGAGUCGGGCGCGGAAGAAGAGGGCGGGGAGGAUGGGGAGCGGAGACCUGCGAUGCCACUGCGCUUGGUGGACCGGCUGCAAGCUACGGCGAACACUCCGGUUCAUUUGCGGCCCACGAAUGGGCGAUUGCUCGGGCCAGGUGCGGACGAUGAAGAUGAGUACGCGCAGCUGCCGGAUUCAGACGGGGAGGACGAGGAUGAAGGGGACGCGACGGCGCGGUACGGACAAGGGCACGUGAGUGGUGAUCCAUUGGCGGACGUGUUUGGCACGGAUGCAGAGACGUGGGCGGACAUGCGGGCUGAAAACGCAUCCCAGAGGAACACCGUGAACCCGAACGUUGUCAACCUUGCACUCGACGGCGCAGCGCUUUCUGCGCUACCAGAUCCGGUGGAGGACGGGGAGGAGAUGCAGGCGCAGGAUGACGCGGACGACAUUGCGGAGCUACUGAGACGGAGUUCACGGCCGCAGCUAUCGGUCGCGAUACCGGCUUCGCCCCCACAGGAGGGACGACGAGCAUCACAGGGUUCGGGGUUGUCGCGGAAACACGUUCCUCCUGCGCUGAACCUCGCUCCGUCCCUUCCUGGUGCUUCUACACCUGCUGAUGACCCUGACGCAAAUCUUGCGUAUCUCCAAGAUGAGACCACGCCUUCUUCCAGCGAGUUUGCAAAGACCGGUGAUGCACCCUCGGACGGUGAGACAACCCACAAACCACGCCGGAGUCCGUUGGACGAGAAGCGCGAGGGUGUGUUCUACGACGAACUUAACCUCGGGCUGGAAAGCUCGUAUGAGUUCGACGAAGACGAUCCGCACGACCGUCGGCGAAGCCAGGUACUGAUGAUGGCCAAGCUGGACGAGAUCGAGCGGAAUCUUGCCCAGUUCUCUCCUCGUCACAUGGCGUUGGAGGACCUUGCGGCAGAGACUCCGACCGGGAUGCCCUCAAUCGCGAACAGUCUAACACCGCCGGCGUGGGGCAGGACACCGAGCGCAGGCCCUUCUCCGGCCCCAGGGCCUGCGCCGGAAGGCGCCUCCUGGCCUGCCGUGCCGUAUUCCGCCUUGUCCGUUAUGAGCGGCGGCGGUGCCCCCGCAGGUUUCGAAGCCGCAGACGACCUCCCCUCUCCACCCCGCAUUGCGUUCAAUGGCAUUUCGACCGAUCUUCCGAAGUCGCCAUUCCAGAAACGCACCACGAUGGACGCCAUGUCCGACGAAACGCUCGCGCGACAGCGCGAGUUGCAAGAGGAGCAGGAUGCACUCUACCCUCCUCUUGUGGCCCCAUCUCUCCUCCGUAACUCAUCAGCAGAUUCUCCCGUCAUCCCACUAUCCCCCGACCCGUUUGGUCGGUUUCCGUCAGACCUAGACAGCGUCCCGCCCAUGCAGGAGGAGAUCUCUGGCCGACCUCCCCCGGGGAGGAAGGCAUCCGGUCUCCGUCACGCGCAUAACAACAAGUCGUCGAGCGGUGUAUCUGACGCACCGUCGAGUCGGUUCUCGAUCGACUCUCUUGCCUCAGACGAGGUUCCAGCCACCCCAGCUCUCUCUGUGGCGGCGACAAAGAACCAGAAACCUGGGUCGAUCAUGAGUGUGAAGAGCAUCAAGAAGCUAUGGCGGCGGACGAACAAGUCGUCGGUCUCAGGUGCGGCUUCUCCUGCUGUCCCUGAGUCUGGGAGGUCGUCCCCGAACUCGGCGCCGGCGGUGGGUAAGCGGUCGUCGCGCACGAUGUCGCGAAGCCCCCAGCCGGAACCGUCGAUGCCACCACAUUCCGCUCCCGCACUCGCGCCGCUCAAGCCGAAACGUUCGCUGCACGCCUUCCAGUUCGACCAGCAGUCCCCCUAUCCGGUCCAUCCACCACCG